Messenger RNA from Hymenoscyphus albidus, 262 nucleotides. NCBI's taxonomy places the organism in Eukaryota, Fungi, Ascomycota, Leotiomycetes, Helotiales, Helotiaceae. The record is from the annotation of a GenBank genome assembly.
AUGACAUCUGGUUUUAUUUUUUUUUUCUUAGGACUAAUACCUUUAGCGUUUAUUAUCGCAUUUUCAGGUUUAGAACUGGGUAUUGCUUUCAUACAGGCCCAAGUAUUUGUAGUAUUGACAAGUAGNNUUUUUCUUAGGACUAAUACCUUUAGCGUUUAUUAUCGCAUUUUCAGGUUUAGAACUGGGUAUUGCUUUCAUACAGGCCCAAGUAUUUGUAGUAUUGACAAGUAGCUAUAUUAAAUAUGCUUUAGAUUUACACUAA